Molecule: messenger RNA, 2636 nt
Organism: Austrofundulus limnaeus
Lineage: Eukaryota; Metazoa; Chordata; Actinopteri; Cyprinodontiformes; Rivulidae
Gene: arpp21
Product: cAMP-regulated phosphoprotein, 21
Exons: 20
Coding region: 357-2297 (646 amino acids)
Molecular function (GO): nucleic acid binding
Source: RefSeq, a predicted model, not a curated record
CGGAGCGCUCGAGCCAGCCUCCUCCUUCUCCUCCUCCCUCACUUAUACCCCCCACCUGCUCCUCCUGCCUCGAUAGAGAGACGAGCUAAAGGCGGAGGAGGAGCGACGGAGCGUUCAGUCGACGGACAUACAGCAGCGGCGGCGGKGGAGGCACGAGCCCGCGGAGGGAGGACCGCAUCAGGCUGUUUUCUGUCGACCGGUGAAGAGCCCCGCGGAGAAAAGAACAGUGGAGGAAGUGAGCAGAGGUGGACACAGUAAUUGCGUUUCUGUUUGCCCCGCGGGGGGUAAAAAAAAUGGGAUAUAUGACCCCUUCGUUGACUCGUAAGGCUCACCAGUAAACUGUUCCAUACAGAAGGAUGACGGAAGCAGCUGUAGAAAACACGGAGGCGUUCGUCAAACGCUGCGACGUGACGUCACGCGAGAGCUGCCCCUCCCCGCUGCCAUGCCUCCCCCUCUGCAGCCAGAAAGCGGGCGAGGACUGUCAGGCUGACGUUAGAGCGCUCGAGCAGCAGAAACACUGCAGCCAGGUGCAACCAAAGAAAAAACUCAAGGCCAAAGGAAAGCUGGUGCGCAGCAUGGCUGUCAGCGAGGAGUCCUUCCCGCUUGAAGAAACCAACCCCUCUCCGGACGCAGACGUCUCAUCGAGCUGCCAUGACGAGAGAACUUCCUGUAAGGAGGAAGAGCAGAAGCGCUCGGAUCCAAAGAAGCCCUCCCCGUCCAAAGAGUGCAGCGCGGAGUACACGGACUCCACCGGCAUCGACCUGCACGAGUUUAUUGUCAGCACCCUGAACAGCAACCCCAGGGACCGUUUGACGCUGCUCAAACUGGAGCAGGACAUGAUUGACUUCAUCACCAGCAGUAGCACCUUUAAAAAGUUCCCCCACAUGUCGUCCUACCACCGCAUGCUGGUCCAUCGGGUGGCGGCCUACUUUGGCAUGGAGCACAACGUCGACCAAACCGGGAAAUCUGUCAUCAUCAACAGGACCAUCAGCACACGCAUACCGCAGCGGCGUUUUCAGGACGAGGCGCCCAAAGAGAUGACGGACGAGCUCCCCCAGUGGAGAACCAUCRUGAAGAGGGACAACAGUUUGGACGAGCAGUUCCGUCGUCCCCUUCUCCGCGAGAGGCAAAGCAGGUCGAUGGAGGAGAGAGAGGAGGUGUAUCUAAAGGCGCGGGAACGAAUCUUCAACAAAGAGCCACCCUGCACUCAGGAGAGCACCCGGGUGGAAACCAGGGAUGUGGAGGAGUACAAUCCAAACGCUGAGACCCAGAGGAGAAGACAGCUCUUCAGGGGGAGCCGGGACAGCUCCGGCUCCAGCUGGACAGGCAGCAGCAGGCAGAGCAGCUUCGAGACCGACUGCCGCUACAGCAGCGACCCCCGACCCUGGAGCAGCACCGACUCAGACUCCUCCCAUCAGUGGACGAGUCCCGCCCCAAAACCCCGCCCACCUGCCUGUCACAGCUACGACACGAGAGGUUCAGGCUCCAUCCCUCUUUACAGGCUGUCGCCCGCUUGUCCCCGCGCCUCUCCUCCUCCCAUCAUUGAGGAGCCGCCUCCUAACUCCGCCUUCAUCGCAGAGAACGGCAUCCCGCCGGGGAGCAUUUUGGUGAACCCGGCCACCGGGCAACCUUUCCUCAACCCCGAUGGAACACCUGCUGUGUACAACCCCCCGGACAAUCAGCCAAUCAGGAGCCAGACUCAGCAGCAGGUGGUUCAGUACGCGUCUGUGUCCUACACAGCUCCACAGAUGUUAGCGGCGCCCCCAUACUCGGCAGUAGAGGAUCUCUCCUCGCAGUUCGCUCACGUCACAGUGAGCUGCCCGUCCACAGCAGAAGCCCCUCCCCUCUACCCUCCCAGUCAGGGUUACAUCUAUGCAGCAGCUCCUGCCCCGCUCAACCCCUCCGGCUACUGCCAGCCCUCACCUCAGGUGCCUGUGUAUUAUUUCGGACAGUACCCUACCUCAGCUCAGCAUGGAUGCAGGCCAGGUUCGCCCACCCAGAACGCCCACGGUCCUGCAGCGCAGCCGUCAGGAGGCUACAGUCCUGCUAUGAGGGUGCAGCCAUCUUCCCACACCCAAGCCCAACCUGUGCUGGGGACCUACCCAGCCGUCGCCCCCCUCCAGUGUAGCGUGGUUCAGGGGGGCGUUUCAGUGCCCUUUCCCCAAAGUAAAGUUGUAACUGGGGGAGCCGGGGAUGUGGGGUACUGCUGCGUGGCUCCCCCGCCCUCCCAUCACAGUAGCUGCCACCCUCCCAGCUGCGCCAACCUGAGCGCGCCGGCCUGGAGCGCGCAGUACUGACGGAGCAACGACACCUGCUUGAAGUCACACGCUUGCACACGUUUUUAAAAACACAAACACAUCGUUUCACACUCCUACGCUCAUCGCCCGAUGAUGUGGGUCCGCCGUUCACACACACACACACACACACACACAUAGAGAAAACACAACCCUCCCUCACAGAGAUAAAUGUUCCACUGUACCAAAGCUUUAGUAGAAAAUAUAUCAGAGCUGCUGUACCGAAUGCAUAAUUUAUAUACACAAAUGGGAGUUUUAUAUUGUUAUUAAAUUAUAUAUUGUGUUUUAAGGAAAUGCACUGUGUGAAGAGAAUAAAGUGCCAUGGCUUGACUGAUGAGGUCA